AAUAAGCAAUAAUCUCUAAAACAAAACAAAAGGUUCUGACUUCUGAGUGCGCUUCCGACUCCAUGGCUGCGCAUUCUUCAGCUCUAUCAACACCCUCAUUCAGAGGCGCCGAGAAUUCUAAACCCAAUCUUCUAAACUCUUGCUCGCUUCCCUCCAAUUCACCUCUCAUAGUUUCACUUCCUUAUCGCCAGCGCCAGCGCAAGACAUUGAGAAUUUCGGCCUCGGUUUCGGUCUCCAACCCAGAGGUGCGAACCGGUCCCUCUGACCUUGUUGCGUCUAUCCUCUCCAAGGUAAUACAAACAGAUAGAGGAGUUUCGCUAAAAAAAGAAGAACACAAAGAGGUAGCUGCAGUGGCUGAAGAAUUGCAGAAAUAUUGUGUUAAUGAGCCUGUCAAAUGCCCUCUUAUAUUUGGAGAGUGGGAUGUGGUGUACUGUUCAAAUCCAACAUCACCUGGGGGUGGCUACCGGAGUGCAUUGGGCCGCCUUGUUUUCAGAACAAAGGAAAUGAUACAGGUUGUUGAAGCUCCCGACAUUGUUAGGAACAAGGUCUCCUUUUCUGCUUUUGGGUUUCUGGAUGGAGAGGUCUCUUUGAAAGGAACACUGAAGGCUCUGGAUGAUAAAUGGAUACAAGUUGUAUUUGAGGCACCUGAACUGAAGGUAGGAGCAUUGGAUUUCAGAUAUGGUGGUCAGAGUGAGGUCAAACUCCAAAUCACAUACGUAGAUGACAAGAUAAGGUUGGGGAAGGGCUCGAGAGGUUCUCUAUUUGUUUUUCAAAGACUCAAUUAAACUGUAUGAAAUGUUUGUCACGGGGAACAUUUUUCUCCUUCACUACCUAAUGUAAUAUCAGUGGUUUUGCACCAUAAGCAAGCUUCUUUGCAGGGUCUGUUAUGAUAAUUAUGACGGCACCUCAUGUAAUGAUGUUAAUAUAUGUAAUAUCAGUGGUUUUGCACCAUAA
Messenger RNA from Alnus glutinosa, 954 nucleotides. RefSeq names its product probable plastid-lipid-associated protein 8, chloroplastic. Lineage: Eukaryota; Viridiplantae; Streptophyta; Magnoliopsida; Fagales; Betulaceae. The record is from RefSeq and is a predicted model, not a curated record. The transcript has 4 exons. The coding region runs from base 63 to 785 and encodes 240 amino acids.